AGAAACCAUUGCACGAGUGACUGGUGGCAUGAAAGUGAAGGCGGAUCGUGAUGAGGCAUCCCCCUAUGCUGCUAUGUUGGCCGCUCAGGAUGUUGCUGAAAAGUGCAAACAAGUAGGCAUCACUGCUUUGCAUAUCAAGCUGCGUGCUACAGGUGGAACCAGGACCAAAACGCCUGGGCCUGGAGCACAGUCUGCACUGAGAGCCCUGGCACGCUCAGACAUGAAGAUUGGGCGUAUCGAGGAUGUGACACCCAUUCCAUCUGAUGGCACUCGCAGGAAAGGUGGCCGCCGAGGAAGGCGUCUGUAAUUUAAACAGGGCCCCAAUAAAGUUAUUCAUCUCCUGUA
Messenger RNA from Rhipicephalus microplus (southern cattle tick), 345 nucleotides. Its product is annotated as small ribosomal subunit protein uS11. Gene Ontology annotation, cellular component: ribosome. Lineage: Eukaryota; Metazoa; Arthropoda; Arachnida; Ixodida; Ixodidae. Gene Ontology annotation, biological process: translation. Gene Ontology annotation, molecular function: structural constituent of ribosome. The record is from RefSeq and is a predicted model, not a curated record.